Messenger RNA from Hippopotamus amphibius kiboko, 2629 nucleotides. RefSeq names its product nucleolar and spindle associated protein 1 (gene NUSAP1). NCBI's taxonomy places the organism in Eukaryota, Metazoa, Chordata, Mammalia, Artiodactyla, Hippopotamidae. The transcript has 11 exons. Gene Ontology annotation, cellular component: microtubule; nucleolus; mitotic spindle. The record is from RefSeq and is a predicted model, not a curated record. Gene Ontology annotation, biological process: establishment of mitotic spindle localization; mitotic cytokinesis; mitotic chromosome condensation. The coding region runs from base 448 to 1851 and encodes 467 amino acids. Gene Ontology annotation, molecular function: microtubule binding.
CCAUCACAAAAGUCACUCCGGGGCUGCUUUGCGUAGCGGGAGCGAUGCCUCCGCGGAGGGGCCGCCAUUUUCCUGCAGCCGGCGCCGCCGUUUCAAAGAGGCACGAGGCCCCGCCCCAAACUCGGUUCCUGGGUCUUCAUUGGACAACGUGAGCCGGGGGGCUCUGCCGCGCACUAGUUGCCUGGACACGCCGUUUGGAGCCUUGGUGUCAGUGAGGGAUGGGGAAGAACGUGCGUCUGGGUGGAGAGGGAGUCCGCCUUUCUAUUGGUCAACACUAGGAGACCCCGCCUUUGAGGCAUUUUCAACCAAUGGAAGUGCAGCUUUCUGAAUUUAAACUCUCUAUAAAAUUCGGUUUGGUCAACGCUUAGAGUGGCGCCAGAGUUUUGAGCGGCGCUUUUGGGAGUGGAGGGCCGAUCCUCUGCGUGGUCGCUUGGAUUGCAGUUCGCCAUGACCAUCCCCUCCCUGGAGGAGCUGGACUCCUUCAAGUACAGUGACCUGCAGAACUUGGCGAAGAGUCUGGGCCUCCGGGCUAACCUGAGGGCAGACAAGUUGUUAAGAGCCUUAAAAGCCCACCUUAAAAAUGAAGCAAGAAAAGAAAACGAGAAUCAGGAUGAAAUUCAGACUUCUGCAUCCUCUUGUGAUGAGACUGAAGUACAGAUUGGCAGCCAGGAACAAGCUGGGAGGGAGCCAGUUGGCCAUGUCACCAAAACGAGGAGAAGACGCAGGACUGUCCACACGCGCCCUGACUCCCAGCAGGAUCAUUCAGAGCUAAAAGUAUGUGAUCCUACCGAAUUCCAGAAUCAAGAAAAGCAUGAGAACCAGGCUCUCAGAACUGCUGUAGAAGUUCCUUCUCUACCAAACGAGAGUCAAGGAGAUGAGAAUGCAGUGCCCUCAGGAAACAGUGGAAUAAAUGGUAAUGAAGGUCCAAAGGUACCUCCGGAAAGAAAGAAGGCUCUCUACACAGAUGGGUUUUCCAAACCUGGAAAAAAUAAAAGAACUACAAGCACUACUCCAAACUUUAAGAAGCUUCAUGAGGCUCGUUUUAAGGAAAUGGAGUCCAUCGAUCAAUAUAUUGAGAGAAAAAAGAAACAUUUUGAAGAACACAAUUCAUUUAAUGAACUGAAGAAGCAGCCUGGCACUAAGGGAGUGCCGGCAACUCCAGUUCCUCCCCGAGGAAGACUCUCUGUGGCUUGUACCCCCGCCAGCCAACGGCGCUCCCAAGGCCGGCCCCAUGCAGGCCGGAGCACCUUGUGUGUGAAGGGGUCCACCAAGCGCUCCACUCUCUCUGCAGCUAAGAGGAAUGUCAGGUUUUCAGCUGCUACUGAAGAUAAUGAGCAUAAGCGUUCACUGACCAAGACUCCAGCCAGGAAGUCUCCACAUGUGAUCACACCCAGGGGCGCCCCAAAAGGCCAGGCUGUGCUCGGGACACACAAGUCCACAAGGGGUGAAUCCACUACUGGUAAAAAAAACAACAACAACAACAACAACAAAACCGCCCCCGCCAACUUCUGGUUCAUCUUUAAGCCAUUUAUUACCCCAUUCAAGUUGACAACUGAGGCAGUGCAGACUCCGAUCUCCCAUAGAAAACCAGUGUUUGAUCUCAAAGCAAGUUUGUCUCGUCCCCUCAACUAUGAGCCACACAAAGGAAAACUGAAACCAUGGGGACAAUCUAAAGAAAACAAUUCUCUGAAUGAGCAUGUCAACAGAGUUAGCUUACUCAAGAAAACUUACAAGCAACCUCGCCUCCAGACCAGGGAGGAGCAACGGAAGAAACACAAACAAGAACGCAAGGAGAAGAAAGCAAAGGUGCUGGGAGUUCGAAGGGGCCUCAAUGCGGCUGAACAUUCAUAAUUUAACAUCCCAUAAAUAUUUCUUUACUCUGAACCCUUUUUUGUAAAUAUUUUAUACUGUCCUCUCACUUAGCCAAAAGACUUUUUUUCUGCUCUUAACGUUGUUCAUAUAUAUGUAGUGUCUAUGGCGUCUUCACAUGCCACACCCCUAAAAAAGACAUUAACUUUAAAGCUCUCAAAUUCUUUUGAAAUAGUUUUUACCUAAGGCCCUAACUAAGUUUUCUAAAAAGACCCAUCCUAUAGAUUCUUGACCUAGAUUUUUAAGGUCAAGUUCCCUCUGCUGGCUCUAAUAGCAGAACUUUAGUUCUCUUCUAGGCAAAAGCACUUACAUGAUGGUAGCUAAUUAUACCACAGACUUUAGUAAAAAUUGAACAAUAACAAGUUAUGAAUAGGGUAAGCUGUGAAAGGCUACCUCUUCACAACUGUGGGCUGUAUGGGUUGGUAAGGCAUCAGUAUUUUACCUAUGCAAAAUGUUUCAUUUAAGCUUCAAUGUACCUUUUUCAGAUCACUUCAUGUAACUGUCUAUUACAUACUUCAAUAUAUUCUUAAAAACAAAACUCUAUAGCUCAUUCUAGCCUUGCUUAUUUAGAAAUAUACAGGGUUGUAUUGAAAUUUGAGGAUUGCUGCUUUAAGAUUACUAUGCUCUGUCAAAUUUAUACAUCUUACUCAGUUUAUGGAAAAGACUAGAGUUGCUUAGUAUCAUAUCCAUGUUUGUUGCACCUCAGUGGAGUUUCUGAGUUUUGUACUGCUUAAGAUUUUCAUAAAUAAAAUUUUUUCUC